This is a messenger RNA of Pseudogymnoascus verrucosus, 678 nucleotides long. RefSeq lists its product as uncharacterized. Lineage: Eukaryota; Fungi; Ascomycota; Leotiomycetes; Thelebolales; Thelebolaceae. The transcript has 2 exons. The record is from RefSeq and is a predicted model, not a curated record. Bases 1 to 678 code for a protein of 225 amino acids.
AUGAUUACCGAAAUCGCAACCUUCGAGCUUGCCUCCCCCGCCGACCUUUCAGACCCCUCAUCAACAACGAGAUCAACCAUCUGCGCCUUCCUAACCGCCGUCCUAGCUACCGAUGGCGGCGCACGCGCAGCUUACUUCGGCCAAUCAGCUGAGAAUCCGGAUACGGUCAUCUUGUUCAUCGAUUGGGACUCUACGGAUGCACAUCAUCGGUUCCUAGCCUCUCCCACACACGACGACCUCGCCUCCCCCGUUUUAGCAAUAAUGAACCGCACCAGCCCGUCUCAAAUCAUCCACCUCCCACCCAUCUCACACGCCCUCCUCGGCGAGCAGGCAGACAUCAACGUCACAGAAGUGCUUUUCUACUAUUUCCCUUCCUCCUUAACGGAUGAGGAUAUCGCCGCCAUCGAUGUGAGAAUGGACGUUCUGCGGCCUUCGCUCGAGAGCUCGGAGGCGAAGGGGGUAUUUGAGGGGUGGGCGGAGGAGGAGGAUGUUGUGUUUCAAGGUUUGAGAGGGGAGGAGAGGUGUAAGGUGUGGGUUCAUGUUGUCGGGUGGGAGGAUAUGGCGGCGCAUGGGAGGAUGGUGGGGGGUGAGAAGUUUGAGGAUAGUAGGGAGAUGGUUAUGGGGAUGCAUGAUUUGAAGGGGAUGGUGAUGUUGCAUACGGCGUUGGUGAAAGUGUAG